Messenger RNA from Macrobrachium nipponense, 2634 nucleotides. RefSeq lists its product as uncharacterized. The transcript is spliced from 7 exons. The record is from RefSeq and is a predicted model, not a curated record. NCBI's taxonomy places the organism in Eukaryota, Metazoa, Arthropoda, Malacostraca, Decapoda, Palaemonidae. The coding region runs from base 264 to 2567 and encodes 767 amino acids.
AGUCAAUUCACCCCGACUCACCUUUACAACUGCACCAUCUAGCGGUCACAUCCGUAGUAACAACGAUUUCUUCGUGUCAUCUAGUAACCGGCAGUCGGUGAUUUUUGUGAUCGAUUUUCAUUUUAAAUGAGAAGAAACCAUCAAAUGCGUAAACCUGAUUGGAAAUCGGUAGAAACACUGAAUUGGUGAAACUGGUCGUCUAUCUGAUAUUCGGGGAGUAUAAUGGCAGCAAUGGUUUAAAAGUAGCUGAUACCAAAGUCAAAAUGGACUCUGAUUCAUUGGACAUUGUUAGGUUAUUUAAAAUGCGACAUAGGAAAGAGUUGACGUGGUCACCAGCUUCAAUACAUCAUUUACUUAAAGAAGUACAAAUCUACCCUAUUUUGUGGAAUUGUAACCAUCCACAUUAUUUAAAUAUGGAGGAAAAAUAUUUGAUUUGGGACACAAUUACACGGAACCUAAGGAGCGCGUUUCCAGCUCUCGCCAUGGAACGACUAACGCUAGGUAGUGUUGUGCAGAAAUUUAUAAAUCUGAAGUCUACUUUUCAACGUGAGGCGAAGAGGCUGAGUAUCGUUUCUAACGACUUUGAGAAUGAACCAAAAUGGAGAUAUUUUCAAGCUUGUUCCUUUAUGUUAAACCCUGGGAAUAGUGACCCAACAAGUACCUCACACUCUCCAAACCAACUGGCAAUAGUACGUGAGCUGCUCUACUCAACUUUUCAGCCGGAUCACCUUGGGAAUCUGGAAGAACAUUAUAACAAGAAGGUAUGCAGAUGGAUCAAUGAUGAUUUUAAUGUAGCUGAAACGACUGAACCCAAGAAGGAAAUCACACCAAGUACAGAAGCUUGCAAUCUUCUUGAAAAGGUGAUACCUGAGGUUAGCGGAGAGCAUUUCAGUAUAUCUUAUCAAGAAGAACAACCUCAGACUUCCAAGUGCAAAGAGACAGUUAAUCUUGUAAUGGAUCAAGAGCACUUUGAUGAAAAAAUUAUUGUAUUUGUUGUGGAUGAGAUGCUCCCAACUUCUGUAGUUGAUAAUCAGAAGUUCAGAGAUAUAUUCACAGGGGUGUAUCCUACACUGAAUUUAAUAUCAAAGAAAUCUCUAGAACAGCACAUUAUUGAGAAGUCAACAACCAUUAAAAACAAAAUUAAGGAUCAACUUGCUAAACAGUCAUAUAUUUGUAUGACAUUUGAUGUGUGGUUGUCGAAAGGCAAAAGCUUUGUUAGAGUUACUGCUCAUUGGAUUGAUGAAGAAAUCCUUGAACGUUGCAGUGCCAGUCUUGCCCUCAAGAGGUUCAGAGGAAAAAGAAUCCUGGAAGAUAAUCAGAUAUCACAGAUACUGAAUGACAUCCUGGAACUUUACUCCAUCUCUCUUAUUAAGGUUGUAGCCAUUAUAACAGGAAGUACAUGCAAUUUUGAAAAUAUGUUGAGAGAUUAUGGUGUCCACUGCUUCAGCAGAAUGGAAACACAUGGUUAUGGUUGUGAAUAUAAUAUUGAUAUUAAUGAUGAUGUUUUUAGUUCUUACAUUGAAACAAAGAUGGAGGAGAUCCUUCCUUUUAAUAUGAGAUGCAUGUCUCGGGUGUUAAGUGUAAUCUGCACAAAGGAUGUUGACUCUGCUUUAAAUGGAACUAUUGGGAAGCUUCACCAUAGUGCCUUCGGAAAAUGCUCUUCAAUAUGGAAACAACUGAGCAGCCCAAAUCAAGCUAAUAUUGUUGAGAGAAUUUUGAAGUGUUCUCCUAUUUUACCAAGUGCAUCUAGUUAUAUUUCAUUACAUGACAGUAUCCAAGUACUUGUGGAGCACAGGACUAAACUUAGUGAUGUGACAAAAGUCCUCAGUUUGCCCCAAUUUGAAGAUCAAGAACUCGACUACCUCAGCGAAUACAUUAUGGUCUUAACACCAAUUGCAAAAGUUUUAAAAAAGUGGCAGCGUGACAAAGAUUGUUUCUAUGGAUGCCUAAUUCCAACUCUGUUUGCAACAGAAAAGAAAUUGAAAGCACUGCUACAAUCUCAAUUACAAUACUGUCAGCCAAUACUUUCAAAAAUUAUAGAAGCAUUUACAAAAAGUUUUGAUAACUUUUUGCACCUUGACAAUUCAGUAAAUGGUGCUAUUAUUGCAUGUGCUUCAAAUCCACAAUUCAAACUUAGGUGGUUAACAAUCAAGGAGGAAAUGAAUACCAUUGAACACAGGAAGAGAGUGCAAGACUUCCUUGUCAUGGCAGUAAAAACAGAAAUCUCAUUAUCAGUGGAAAAACGACAAAAAUAUAAUUCAAAUGAGUCUUUUUAUUAUGGUAAGGACCACACAUCAGCAACAGACAGUGACAUGGCUGAGUUAGAAGUCUCAAAUUAUUUGCAUGAUAGCAGCAAUGUAGUUACAUCCCUCCUUGGAAGUCCCCUGAUAAAAAGAGUAUUUUUAAAGUAUAAUACCCCUCCAUUGACUUCAUCUGCUCCAAUUGAAAGACUCUUUGGCUUUCAAGGAUGUGUGUGUGCACUAAAGGACCAUAAUUUGUCUGACGAGAUGUUUGAAACCUUUCUUAUAUUGAAGGGUAACUUACAUUACUUUGAAUGUAGCAGUUAGCAGUGUCCCAUAUUUAUGUAGAUAUCGGUGUUCAGUAAACUUAAGAAAAUUACUUUUGGGAAAAAAA